AGGAGGCUCGGAGAGCAACUUUCUGAAGAGAAUUCCGCCUCAAGACACAGCGAGCGCCGUGACAUCGGGGGGAGUAGCAGUGAAGUUCAUUGAUGCAGUCCAGAAAUAUGGCGGCUGGUGCAGUGACCAUCUUGUUAGCCCUGCUGAUCCACCGAGCAGAAGCAGACGAAUUCACACUGGCGGAUGCUCUGCAGUCCAAUGGAAGCAGAUGUGGAGAGAACGGGAAACUCUAUCCAAGCGAAUUCAGUGUCCCAGAGAUGUACUGGCAGGCUUUCGGAGCCCCCUGUUCCUGCGACCCGCUGUGUGCCCCUUACAAAGACUGCUGCCAGAACUCAGAACACUUCGCAGCUGAGGACCAAGUCUGGGGGUCCUCGCCACAGUCUUGCUUCAACGUGAGCGAAAGGGACCCCUACUUCAGCAUGAAGAAGUCAUGUCCUGCCAGCUGGGAUGACGAUGAAACUCGUUCCAAGUGCCAGGGACACCCCGACUUCCCCCUGACGAGCAGUUGGACACUUGUCACUUACUUAAACAUGUACUGCGCGGAGUGCAACCGUGACUUCCACCCUGACACAGACACUCUCUGGCCUGCUGAAUAUCGUUGCCAUGGUGAUGGUGCCUUUCGUUAUGAAGUACGUGUUGAUUCCGGCGAAAAUGACACAACGGAUGUGAAUAUCAGUACAUGGAAUCUAACACACUCCGAUAACUUCCACUACAGAUAUCCUGUUAAUGCAUUUGUCUUUCUACACUCCUACUUCGUUCCAGAAGACUUGACUCUAUAUGACCCACGCUCUAGACCAAAUUUCCUCAAAACGGAAGACGAAAAUCCGCCCAAAGAACACAAUAAACACACGCGUGUCCAUCCUGGUGACUACAGAUGUGACAGGUUCUUCUCGGUCCUUAACCGGAGUAUCAUGAGAAUCUGUCCGCAAGUUAUCAGCACUUGCGCGUCGGACUGGACAGAGAGCGACGUGGAGGGAAAGUGCUUGGCCUACACGGAUAUUUACUGUAACAAGAAGUAUUUGUAUCGGAACCCUUACUGUGCCCACUGCAACCGUGUCAACUUGAAACACAAAUUCUCAUGCUUUUUAAUGGAAUCUGCUAGUUCCAGGGCAAACUUCUCUUGGUUACAGAAGUGGAACAGCAACAAAUAUGACGUGUUUCCUCUAGAGAAUCAUACAAGCAUUCAGGAUGCGGAUGAAGAGGACAAACGGAACUCUAUCCUGAAUUACAUCUCUCUUUUCGGCCUCUCUGUGUCGGUGGCUUGCCUCGUGUUGCACCUGGCGAUUUCCUCAGGCACUCCGCGGCUAAGGAACCUUCCGGCCAUGAACCUUGCUUCGCUCUGCGUGGCCCUGUUGCUUUUCUACUUUAUCUUACUGGUGAGGAUAGCACUCGACGGAAUUCCGCACGUGGGGCUCGAUAUCGCGAUGCAUUGCAGCCUGCUCGCCACCUUCUCCUGGAUGCUCGUCAUAUCCUUCGACGUGUGGAAUGCCAUCAGGAGGUCGACAAAGAAGCUUCAGUUAUCUUCAGGUAUGAAAUGGAAGCGCUUCGCUGUGUACUCCGUGUUUGGGUGGGUCGAGCCCGUCCUCAUCACUAUGAUUACCGUGCUCAGCGUGUCCAUAAUCAAACGCUAUAGCAACUUCCUGCGCAACAGUUGGUUCAGCAACCCUCUCGUCAGUCACGUGCUGGUAUCGGCCCCAUUCUGCGUCUUCAUGACCCUGAACAUUGCUUUCUUCAUCUGGAGCGCUUGUCUUGUCUACUCGACCAAGUCGAAGAUGGAAAGUAGGUCGACCGCAAGGACACAAUUAUGCCUCUUUGUCAGACUCUUUGUCAUCAUGGGACUCACCUGGGCCGGUGACCUGGUUGCCACAAUUUUUCGCAUUCAAGGUAAUGUAUGCACAUAUGCACACCCUGGACUGAUUAUAUCUUACUUGAGAACAUGGAACAAUAUCAUUGUAAUGUGCUCAGAAAUUACAACUCAAUGCAGCUGGGUGUUCACAUGAGCCAUUCACUGGUCCUUACCCUGAGCCACAUGAAUCCAGUCCACGCCUCUUCUUAUCUCUCUAAGAUUCAUUUCAAUGUCCCCGCACCUACGUCUAGACCUUCUUAGUGGUUCCUUUCCUUCUGGCUUUCCCACCAUAAUCCUAUAUGAAUUCUUCUCCGCAUGCGUGCUACACGCCA
Cryptotermes secundus is the source of this 2178-nucleotide messenger RNA. RefSeq lists its product as uncharacterized. Gene Ontology annotation, cellular component: membrane. The coding region runs from base 93 to 2000 and encodes 635 amino acids. The transcript is spliced from 5 exons. NCBI's taxonomy places the organism in Eukaryota, Metazoa, Arthropoda, Insecta, Blattodea, Kalotermitidae. Gene Ontology annotation, biological process: cell surface receptor signaling pathway; G protein-coupled receptor signaling pathway. Gene Ontology annotation, molecular function: G protein-coupled receptor activity. The record is from RefSeq and is a predicted model, not a curated record.